Lontra canadensis (Northern American river otter) is the source of this 1719-nucleotide messenger RNA. RefSeq names its product dihydrofolate reductase (gene DHFR). Lineage: Eukaryota; Metazoa; Chordata; Mammalia; Carnivora; Mustelidae. Gene Ontology annotation, cellular component: mitochondrion. Gene Ontology annotation, biological process: tetrahydrofolate biosynthetic process; dihydrofolate metabolic process; glycine biosynthetic process. The coding region runs from base 41 to 604 and encodes 187 amino acids. The record is from RefSeq and is a predicted model, not a curated record. The transcript has 6 exons. Gene Ontology annotation, molecular function: dihydrofolate reductase activity; NADP binding.
GUGGGUGCGAGCUAGCUAGGAGGUGUUUACAGCUGCUGUCAUGGUUCGUACGCUAAACUGCAUCGCCGCUGUUUCCCAGAACAUGGGCAUCGGCAAGAACGGGGACCUACCCUGGCCCCCGCUCAGGAACGAAUUCAAGUUUUUCCAAAGAAUGACCACAACCUCCUCAGUAGAAGGUAAACAGAACUUGGUGAUUAUGGGUAGAAAGACAUGGUUCUCUAUUCCUGAGAAGAAUCGACCUUUAAAGGAUAGAAUUAAUUUAGUUCUCAGCAGAGACCUCAAGGAACCUCCACAGGGAGCUCAUUUUCUUGCCAAAAGUUUGGAUGAUGCCUUAAAACUUAUUGAGCAACCAGAAUUAGCAAAUAAAGUGGACAUGGUUUGGAUAGUGGGAGGCAGUUCUGUUUAUAAGGAAGCCAUGAACAAACCAGGCCAUCUUAGACUAUUUGUGACAAGGAUUAUGCAGGAAUUUGAAAGUGACACAUUUUUUCCAGAAAUUGAUUUGGAGAAAUAUAAACUUCUGCCAGAAUACCCAGGUGUUCUUUCUGAUGUCCAGGAGGAAAAAGGCAUUAAGUACAAAUUUGAAGUUUAUGAGAAGAACGAUUAAUGUGAAGGUGUUUUCUGGUUUAUUUCAAGUUAGUUGUUCCCCCUCCCCUCCAAACAAUUAUAGAUUUUAAUAUUAGAAAAAAAAAGACUUUUGUUGACUUUAGGUCAAUGGAUAAUUACUCUAAGCAAUGAAAUUUUAUUAAUCUUACUUAGGCUAUAGUUAAGACUAAUCUUAACUAGACCAUAUCAGAUACCAUUUGUGAAACAUUUCUGGCUAUAACUGUAUGUUGCCCAUCAAGGACCAGCACCUUCCUAGGGUAGCAUAUCUACCAAGAGCCUAAGUGAGACAAUCCCCUGAUAGCAUAAGUUGAAACCAGGACUUAGAAAGAUAGGACUAGACAGAUUGUCCAAAGGUCAGAAAUGGAUUAUAAAUAGAAGAGCUAGAACUCAGAUAUUAAAAGAAAAUUAGAUCAAAAUAGGAACUUUGAGUUCUCUAUGCAUAUCACACUUCUGAAAAAAGUUCUGUUCACUCAGAGAAUCUGUAAGUUGAGAACUCUAGUAUAUUCCAUAGGCCUAAUAAAGAGGCAGGUAGGAUACUACCUUUCUAAAGGUUAAAAGAGAAGGUCUGAGACCUCUAAAAACUCUGCAAUCUUCAGUGAGAUUCCAUGGGAUGUUACAAUGAUAGAAGAACAAGAAGCUGGCCUAUAUAAAAAGAGAUUUAAUAACAAGUAUAUGGCUAGAACUAGAAAUUAAAAAGAUAAUGAAUUGAAAAUGGAUAAAGCUAGAAACCAAAAUUACAGAGAUGGAAAUUAAAUUAAACUUCACUGAAUUAAAAAAUGAAAAUUAAAACACAUUUUACCUGUCAUGUUAGCAAAGAUGUGGAUUGUUAAGUAUCCAAAGAAAUAGCAUUUUAUGCCUUGUAAAUUAAUCCAACCUUUUAGAAUUUAAGUAGCAAUAUCAAUUAAAAUUCAAAAUAUUCUGUGUUUGGGCCCAGAGCUUCCACUUCCGGAAAUUAAUCCUGAAUAAAGAGAUGGACCCAAGAAUAUUUGUUGCACCACUUUUUUAAAACUUGGAAAUAGCCCAAAUAACAAUAAAGAAGUAACUAACCAGUAUGGCUACAAAAUUUAAUAUUGUCUGUAGCAGUUAAAAGCAAUGAGGUGCUGACAGGAAAAUGCC